This is a messenger RNA of Melospiza georgiana, 1419 nucleotides long. It is a transcript of the gene MAP3K8, whose product is annotated as mitogen-activated protein kinase kinase kinase 8. The transcript has 7 exons. The coding region runs from base 16 to 1419 and encodes 467 amino acids. Gene Ontology annotation, biological process: protein phosphorylation. Gene Ontology annotation, molecular function: ATP binding; protein kinase activity. The record is from RefSeq and is a predicted model, not a curated record. Lineage: Eukaryota; Metazoa; Chordata; Aves; Passeriformes; Passerellidae.
GCAAAUUGGACAGUAAUGGAGUAUAUGAGCACGGGUAGUGAUAGCAAAGAGGAGAUUGACUUGUUUCUAGCUGAUCUAAAUAUGUCUGAGGUGAUAGCCAUCAUGGAAAACCAUUAUCCAGGUGAAGACAUUGCAGUCUAUGAAGACAGUUUAAUUACCAUGUGUGAAGAGGCAAAUCAAAAUGAUGAACGUGCAGAAUCAUUGCUGUUUUGUGAAGGGGAGGUCUCUUUGAUGUCCUCUGUCAAAUACGGGACUGUGGAAGACCUGCUUGCUUUUGCCAAUCAGGUGUCUAACACUGCAAAGCAAUUUAAAGGAUGCAGACAACAGGAAUCUGGAAUCCUCUUGAAUAUGAUCACACCCAAGAACGGGCGCUAUCAAAUUGACUCGGAUGUGCUCCUGUUUCCAUGGAAGUUGACUUACAGGAAUAUUGGUUCUGAUUUUAUUCCUCGGGGAGCUUUUGGGAAAGUGUACUUAGCCCAAGACAGAGAGACCAAGAAACGAAUGGCAUGCAAAUUGGUCCCAGUGGAGCAGUUCAAACCAUCAGAUGUUGAAAUACAGGCAUGUUUCCGUCAUGAAAACAUUGCUGAAUUAUACGGUGCUAUUUUGUGGGAUGAGACAAUCCAUCUCUUCAUGGAAGCUGGAGAGGGAGGAUCUGUCAUGGAAAAGCUGGAGAGCUGUGGGCCUAUGAGAGAGUUUGAAAUAAUUUGGGUGACAAAGCAUAUUCUGAAAGGACUUGACUUUCUCCACUCAAAGAGGAUUAUCCACCAUGAUAUCAAACCGAGCAACAUUGUCUUUAUGUCAACUAAGGCUGUUUUGGUGGAUUUUGGCCUAAGUGUUCAAAUGACUGAAGACAUUUACUAUCCCAAAGAUCUUAGAGGAACAGAGAUUUACAUGAGCCCUGAAGUUAUCCUUUGCAGAGGCCACACAACAAAAGCAGACAUCUACAGCAUGGGAGCUACUAUUAUUCAUAUGCAAACGGGCAUCCCACCCUGGGUGAACAGAUACCCUCGUUCUGCAUACCCCUCCUACCUCUACAUUAUACACAAGCAAGCUCCCCCUUUGGAGGAUAUUGCUGAGGACUGCAGCACUUCCAUGAGGGAGUUGCUGGAAGCAGCUCUGGACAGGAACCCUAACCACAGGCUGUCUGCAGCUGACCUGCUGAAGCACGAGGCCUUGCACCCACCGCCGGAGGAGCAGCCACGGUGCCAGAGCCUGGACUCGGCGCUCUUUGAAAGGAAAAGGCUUCUUGCCAGGAAGGAUCUGCAGCUGCCAGAAAAUAUCACAGAUUCCUCAUUGUGUAAUGGGAGCAUGGAAGAGUCAGACCUGCUAAAGAGACAAAGAUCUCUCUACAUAGACCUUGGAGCUCUAGCUGGUUACUUCAAUAUUGUUAGGGGACCACCAGCCUUAGAAUAUGACUGA